Molecule: messenger RNA, 1127 nt
Organism: Oncorhynchus gorbuscha (pink salmon)
Lineage: Eukaryota; Metazoa; Chordata; Actinopteri; Salmoniformes; Salmonidae
Gene: cfap68
Product: linkage group 02 C11orf1 homolog
Exons: 4
Coding region: 183-725 (180 amino acids)
Cellular component (GO): nucleus
Source: RefSeq, a predicted model, not a curated record
GUCGGGGUUUUUGGUCUCCUCUCCGGCCUUCUCCUCUCUCUGCACCCGGGUUUCGCUCAGUAGAUUCCCGCUGUUAUUAGCAUCUUGUCUACUGACUCGUCGCGUUUUUUGCUUACCCCCCUUAGCCGCCAUGUCUACUACUGGCGCUCCCGUGCCUCGCCUUGUCCUCAAUAUGGUGUUUUAUGGCAAAAGGCACCGCCAUGUUUAGUGAUGGCAAGUUAACUAGUGUAGACUGCGUGCUGUUCUGGACUUCCCUGAAAGCUACAAUUAAGCAAGAAGCCACGAGGAGCAGGAUGCCGUUCCCAUGGACCUUCUCCUCUCCUCCGUUCCACUACAUGCUGCGUGCGUCUGGGCAGAGUGAGGUAUGGAGCGACGCUCGGCCGGAGGACAAGUUCCAUCAGUACGGCUGGCGCUGCGGAACCAGUGAGGACGGAUAUGGUACCAGGACUCUGAUUGGUAACUGGGUCGAACAACAAAAAGACAUCACUCAAUACCGGAAAGCCAGACCCCUUCCUUCACAGGUUAGACCCCUUCCUUCACAGUUCUCUCACUACUUUGACUCCACCUACUCCUCCUCCUUUAACCGUGAAAAGAAGAGACCCAUCAACAGCUUGAAGGAGUCCAAGAGUUUCCCGGGCCAGCAGCUGGAGUUAGACCUCCCCCAAGAGGGACUACACCAACACCAGUCACACACACACCACACCCCACCCCGUCUGGGACUGUGACGCUGCAGGAUGCCAGGGGACAGCAGGAGAACACAGCAGACAGAGCAGCAUCCUUCUGACCCCUCAAUAAAUACUGAUAAGAGUGGUUCACUUUUAGUAGUGCAUCAGUGAAUGUGGACUACAGUGUGUGUGUGUUUUACUGUAUUUGCAGCCUUUGGAGCCAAACGUUCUUUUGGAUCAACUCCCCCUGUUCCCUCUCUUACCCCAUCUCCCCUCGUCCCCUCACGCACUCCCACUCUCUCUCUCCCUCCGUCUAUCUCUCUCCACCUCCACCUGUCUCUCUCUCCACCUCCCCUGUGUGUCUCUCUCUCUCCACCUCUCCCCUCUCAAAUAGCAUUGUAGUUUUCUUUGUUUUUUUGUGAAUUCUUUCAGUGUCAAGUAAAUCUCUUUUUGUUUUCCUCA